Molecule: messenger RNA, 2041 nt
Organism: Cynoglossus semilaevis (tongue sole)
Lineage: Eukaryota; Metazoa; Chordata; Actinopteri; Pleuronectiformes; Cynoglossidae
Gene: pdzk1
Product: PDZ domain containing 1
Exons: 9
Coding region: 118-1668 (516 amino acids)
Biological process (GO): protein localization to plasma membrane
Cellular component (GO): apical plasma membrane
Molecular function (GO): protein-membrane adaptor activity; protein binding
Source: RefSeq, a predicted model, not a curated record
GUGAGGGCCAAAUGGGUGGAGUGUGGGGAACAGGUGUGAGCGGUGGGACAUAACAACCAGGCAGCAGCAGAGACGAUCCUCCUUUGGACCAGGUCACCAAGAAGACACAGGUUGGACAUGGCUGGGUACAAACAAAAGGUGAUCUCCCUCACUAAGAGGCCUGGUCAGACCUUUGGCUUCUAUCUGAGGGUGGAGCAUAAUGAGGACGGUCACCUGGUGCGCUGUCUGGAUAAGGGAGGUUCAGCUCAGCUUGCGGGCAUGAAAGAUGGGGAUCGUAUCAUCAGAGUCAACGGAAAAUUUACUGAUGAACUGUCCCACUUAGAAGUGGUAGAUCUGGUGAAAAACAGUGGAUUAACUGUUGCCUUCCAUGUCAUGGAUGAAGCUUCCUAUAAACAAGCAAAAUCACAAGGAGUGAACCUGUCCAAGCCCCAAACUGCACCGGCCGUCAACGGCGUGACCAAACCAGCUCUAAAGCCAAAACUGUGCCACCUGGUCAAGAACAGCUCAGGGUUUGGCUUCUCUCUUUCCUCAGUUAGAAAUGUCCCUGGUUUGUUCAUGAGUGAUGUAGCUUCUGGAGGUGUUGCUGCUAAAGCUGGGGUCAAGGACCACGACCGCCUGGUGGAGCUCAAUGGAGACAAUGUGGAAGAGUGCACACACGAACAAGUUGUGGACAAGAUUAAGAUGUCGGGAAGCGACAUAACGUUCCUGUUGGUUGAUGAGGAAACAGACAAAGACUAUAAAAACAAGCGUGGAAAGAUUCAAGCACACCAAGCUACAACCAAGUACCUCAAUCCAGAUCCACGUGUGAUCAAAAUCACCAGAGGAGCAGAUGGAUACGGUUUCCUGCUCAGAGAGGAGCCUGACCACACAGGUCACUUCAUCAACGACAUAGACAGAGGCAGCCCCGCAGAGCGAGCCGGGCUGAAGAAGAAGGACAGACUGGUGGCGGUGGAGGGUCAGGAAGUGGACAGCUGCAGCCAUGAGCAGGUGGUGGAUAUGAUCAGGCUGUGUGGUAACCAAUGCUGCCUCCUGGUGGUGGACAACGAAACGGAUCACAUAUACAAACAGGCAAAUGUGUCUCCUCUUAUUUACUGGGAGGAGAUGAACAAUUCAAACUCACCGCCCAGUUACACAGAGGCCAUCACCACGCCUGUUGCCAUGCGGCCUGCCACAUUGGCUCAAGAGAAGAAGAAGGAACUCAAACUUAAACUUUGCAGAUUGGAGAAAACUUCAGCCGGAUUUGGAUUUCGUCUCAACGGCGUCCAAGGCCUCUAUGGACAGCACAUCAAAGAGGUGGUGAAGGGCGGAGCAGCCGACAGAGCAGGCAUGGAGGAUGACGACGUAGUGGUGGAGGUGGAUGGAGUGAAUGUGGAACAGAGUACCCACGAAGAGGUGGUGGAUCUCAUCCACAGCAGCGGGUACUCUUUGGAGAUGCUGGUGGCAAGGAAGUUCGUCUUUGACGAACUCAAGGCAAACGGUGUGGCCAUCACACGUCUGCUGCUGGACCAGUCGUCAUCUGGUCAGGCUCCUACUGAAGGGAGCAGCUACAGGGAGGAGCAGAGACGCCAUGUGCAGGACAGACCUGAAACACCAACUGAGCAAGUCAGAGAGAGGGCAUCAUCAGUGUCAUCAUCAUCAUCUGAAGAAAGUUUGGACGAGAGACUCUGAGGCCUCAUCAUUCAGAGGCAGCUGCUGAUUCAGGAUUCCAUUGCUGAUCAGCUGUGUUUUUUUGUAAAUCACCUUAAUCACUUCAUCACAUGAGAGAAACCAGUGGACCACAGGUGAACAGGACUCCAAAUUCCCAAUUACCUCUAUUUAAGCAACUUUAAAUCCAGCUGUAGCUGCAUCAGCUGUCAACGCACUCACUUAAAGAACUGCUGAACUAGCAUAAUGUAAGUUAAAUCUCCCUCACCUCUUGGAUCAUCAGUAUUACCAUAAUGAAGGCUAGAAACUAUAGACAUGCAGCCAUGUAACGACCACUCAUCAUGAUGUUGGACUUUCUUUCUAAGUGCUGGCUUUAUUAAAGUAUUUAACAAUGAAA